Protobothrops mucrosquamatus (brown spotted pit viper) is the source of this 1704-nucleotide messenger RNA. It is a transcript of the gene CSNK1D, whose product is annotated as casein kinase 1 delta. Gene Ontology annotation, biological process: non-motile cilium assembly; spindle assembly; regulation of circadian rhythm. Gene Ontology annotation, molecular function: protein serine/threonine kinase activity; ATP binding. Gene Ontology annotation, cellular component: cytoplasm; spindle microtubule; nucleus. The record is from RefSeq and is a predicted model, not a curated record. The transcript has 9 exons. Lineage: Eukaryota; Metazoa; Chordata; Lepidosauria; Squamata; Viperidae. Bases 35 to 1282 code for a protein of 415 amino acids.
UUACAACAGGGUUGGGUCCAAUCGAGCCGCCUCGAUGGAGUUGAGAGUCGGAAACCGGUACCGGCUUGGCCGAAAGAUCGGGAGCGGCUCAUUCGGGGACAUUUACCUCGGUACUGACAUAGCUGCUGGAGAAGAAGUUGCCAUCAAAUUGGAAUGUGUCAAAACCAAACAUCCUCAACUCCACAUAGAGAGCAAAAUUUACAAAAUGAUGCAAGGUGGAGUGGGCAUUCCCACAAUCAAAUGGUGUGGUGCCGAAGGUGACUACAAUGUAAUGGUGAUGGAAUUGCUAGGACCAAGUCUUGAAGAUCUCUUUAACUUCUGCUCAAGGAAAUUCAGCCUCAAAACUGUUCUUCUACUUGCUGACCAAAUGAUAAGCCGAAUAGAAUAUAUUCAUUCAAAGAACUUCAUCCAUCGAGAUGUAAAGCCGGAUAAUUUCCUGAUGGGAUUAGGCAAGAAGGGCAACCUUGUCUACAUCAUAGAUUUUGGGCUGGCCAAGAAAUAUCGUGAUGCUCGUACUCACCAGCAUAUUCCUUAUCGUGAAAAUAAAAACUUAACGGGAACUGCCCGCUAUGCCUCCAUUAAUACUCAUCUUGGAAUUGAACAAUCUCGCAGAGAUGACUUGGAGUCCUUGGGCUAUGUACUCAUGUAUUUUAACCUGGGCUCCCUCCCCUGGCAGGGAUUGAAGGCAGCUACAAAAAGACAGAAAUAUGAACGCAUCAGUGAAAAGAAAAUGUCUACUCCCAUUGAGGUUUUGUGUAAAGGAUACCCUUCCGAGUUUGCUACCUAUCUGAAUUUCUGCCGCUCGCUGCGUUUUGAUGACAAACCGGAUUAUUCAUAUCUAAGACAAUUAUUCAGAAAUCUCUUCCAUAGACAAGGCUUCUCCUAUGACUAUGUAUUUGAUUGGAACAUGCUCAAAUUUGGUGCAAGCCGAGCAGUAGAAGAUGCUGAGCGUGAAAGAAGAGAGAGAGAAGAAAGAAUGAGACACACACGCAAUCCAGCUGUUCGUGGAUUACCUUCCACUGCCUCCGGGAGGCUAAGGGGGACACAAGAUGUAGCUCCACCAACUCCUCUUACUCCAACGUCACAUACAGCAAAUACAUCUCCUCGACCAGUUUCUGGAAUGGAGCGAGAACGGAAAGUGAGUAUGCGAUUGCAUCGUGGGGCCCCUGUGAAUAUCUCCUCAUCUGAUUUAACAGGUCGACAAGAUACCUCACGCAUGUCAACCUCACAGAUUCCUGCUCUGGCGACGACCAGCGUACUCCAAUCUGCUGUGCAUCGGUGAAAUAAUGUUGCCAUUGAGGGGCAGAUAAUGCAUGGCUGAUCUCCUAUGUUAUCAAUGGCUUUUACUAGCAAACUAUCCCAAACUAGAGCAGAAGAAAUAUUCCAGUUGGAACUCUCCUUGCCACUGUCUAAAGAUACUCACAGGAACAUGGACAGAAUCCAGCAGCUGCCACACUACAAGAGGCUUUAGCCCGAAACCCAAUAACCUUAUAUGAACUCUAGCAACAGGGCUAGAAAAGGAAGCGAUGGUAUACAGCAUUGCCAGCCUGUUAUUUAAUAGCCAUUUUAGUUGUCCCUCAGCAGGCGGCGGUCUUCACCCCCCCCCCUUUUUAUUGUUCUACUGUAAUUAUAAAUCUUUUACUUGGUUUAAGAAAGUUUUGUAUUCAUUUUGCUAAGAUUAUUGGCUGAACUUCUCUAUUAAAA